Molecule: messenger RNA, 300 nt
Organism: Penicillium alfredii
Lineage: Eukaryota; Fungi; Ascomycota; Eurotiomycetes; Eurotiales; Aspergillaceae
Exons: 2
Coding region: 1-300 (99 amino acids)
Source: RefSeq, a predicted model, not a curated record
AUGCCUAAAAGCGUCGAUAAAGCCGAAUCUCGAAUGCUCGAGGCCUACACAGCGGCCAAACGCGAACAAAAGCCCAAUGUCUCCAAAAUUGCGCGUGAAAACGGCGUAUCUCGACGAACCUUCCAUAACCGCGUCGAGAACGGCAUGCAGGCUCACACAUGCAGAAAACCGGUCUACAAGGCCCUCAAAGGAUACCAGGAGGAGGCUUUGAAGCAGUGGGCUGCUCCGAAAAGCGGCAAGGUCCGAGCACUCAAACGGAAAUGGAAAGCCAAGAAGUGGCAGAGGAAAUCCGCUACGUAG